CGUGGUUAUAUUGUCUCUGGCUGCAUUCUGUACCGGCACGCGUGAUAAUCCAAAAUUGUGAUCGUUAUUAUUAAAAAGGGAUAACUCAAAAUUGAAAAUUUAAAAAAAAUCAUGAACAUUUAUUUUCCAGACAGUUCUUUUUGAUUUUUUGAUAAAAAAUAAUCGCUGAGUUGGACAACUUGUGAAAUUUAACUAGUGAGUGUAUAAACUAAAUCCUUAUUUGGAAAUAUUACAAUUCCGGAGUGUUGUGGAAUUCUUUGAAAGAAAAGGAUAGGUAGAGGAUAGGCCACGACUCGCGGUUGAGUCCGGGAAAGUGGAUCGAGUACGUGAAACCGGGUCUCAGAAGGAAGGAAAAAUAUGAGCAUCUCGUGAAAUCGGCGGCACGUGUCUUUAGCUACUUAAGGGAAGAUGGAGACCGAGGAACUCACUAGACUCGUCGAUGGAAUUUACAAGAAUAUCCUGGAAAAAUUCAAUCCGGGAGCGAGGCAGCUGAUAAAUGCAGGGAAGGCGUAUCUCAAGGCUCUUCAUGGUGCUGCCGCCGCUUCUCGUGUCUAUGUAGAUGCUUUGUCCAGGUUAGCUCGACAGGCGCAGCUGGGCACCUGGGGUGGUUCGCAAGAUGUCGGAUCAGCUCUGAUGAGGAUCGUUGAGGUUUACAAGGAAAUACAGGAGCAGGAAAUGAAUAUUUUGAAAGCAUUCUACGUUGAUCUGUUGGUGCCGCUCGAGACUAAUUUAGAGAAAGACACUAAAGUUGUUCAGAGCGAACAGAAGAAGUUUCUCCAGCAACAUAAGACGAGAUCCGAAACUUAUAGCAAGGCUGCUGCAACGAUGAAGAAGCAAAGAAAGAAGACAAGAGGUGCUAGCAAAAGUGGACUUGCCAUGGACAAAGAGCUGAAGAACAUGCAGAUUCUUGAAGAGGAAAAGUCAAAGCUUGACGCCUUCUGUGAACAGAGCUUGAAGAAUGCGAUGACCCAAGAGAGAAGGAGGUACGGCUUCGUUCUGGAGCGACAGUGCUCCUUGGCAAAGCACUACGCGAGUUUUCAUGAAGUGGCUUUGGCUGCUCUUCAUCCCUCUGUUGAUGAGUGGCGUGAAGUGGCAGCCACAAGAGAGUACCUGCCACAGUCUGUUGAGGAUAUGUUCGCAUCGAGAUUAAGGCAAGUGUCCUUCUGGCCAGAUGACGAAGAAAAUGGAGGUUCUGAAUUGACAAUGAACUCUCAGUUGAGAAAGACAAGGAGCAUGGACAGUUCCUGUCUGGAACUUCGAUUGGGACCAACGCCUGUAAACUCUACUUUGAUGCAUCAAAGUGGACCACCCCAUCUACCACCAGCCUUGUCUAGAGCACGAUCAGAAGCGAAUCUUCACGCGUCUUCUCUCUCACUUGGACCAGAGGUUCCGGAAACACCUCCUCGGCCGAGAUCCAUGGCUCCAGCUUCUCGCAAUAGUGCCGGGCUUAUGACUCCAGGAGUAGUAGGUGGAGGAUGGGGCGAUUCUCCGCUAGCCAGGGCACUCUUCGCCUAUCUCAGCUCUGGAGAAAAUCAACUCAGCUUCUUAGAAGGAGAUCUCAUCUCCCUGAUGGGCGAUAGACAGAAAGGUUGGCAGUUUGGAGAAAAUCUGCGUACACAGAGUUCAGGAUGGUUCCCUCUGGCUUACACCGAAGUGAUCAUCGACGAAAAUUUAGGAUUACAUCGAAUUCAACCACUUCACGUCCUGGCGUUUAUUUCAGAGCAAGAUGGCACAGGUUUUAAGUGCCUAUUGGAAACUACGGCCACUGGAAAUGUGCGACCAAUGAUUCGUCCAUCCGGUACUUUGCCGACAGUUUUAGCUGGCGGCCGUAGAGUGCAACCCCCCGUUCCUCCAGUUCCACCUCCUCAAGCCGUUACUUCGCUACACAGCAGUAACGAUAGUGGAUUUUCUAAUGAGCCUCCGGUUCAACCGGAUAUCGACUACAGCGAUGACGAGGCCGUAAGACUGCGACGCAGAAAGCCGCGAGAAGCCGACCGACCCAAAAAGCAACAACAGCAGCCGCCUCAGAGGGACGAAAAGACACCAAGCAGCCAAAAAGACUGGGAGAACGAUUCAUGGAAGUCCAUCCCGAGGGACGAGAAGAGCUGGCAUCUAUAUAGGGCCGCGAUGGACGUUUGGGCCAAUUCUAAUGUUCAGGGCAACGAAAAACCAGAACCUGGAAGAUAUUCUUCUGGAAAGAGCAGACGGCACGAGGCAGAAGAACGUGAGUUUGUCAAUAGAGAAAACGGAUCAGCCAAGAAGGAGAAAAAGGAGAAAUCGCAGAAGCCUGAGACGGAGAAUCGUCGCCCAAAUCCAAACAGUAGAAACACAUUUUCCAGAGAGGAGAAAGUGAGGAGUUUCAACAGCCGUAAUGAUGAGAGAGAAUCGUCUAAAGUUGAGAGCGAUGAUGAGGCGGAGAUCGAGGAAGAUGAGGAGUCAUACGGAACUAUGGAGUACUCUGAAAAGUACGAGAAUAAAAAGUACUACGGAGAGAACAGCGAGGAUAAGAAUUCUCGUCGAGGAUACCGCUCUGAGAGAGAGGAGCCAAAAUACAACGACAAGAGUUCUUUCAGCUCAGCAUCUUCAAACUCUGAUGACGAAAGCACCAUUACAAUUCCAGAGACGGGCCGAAAGGUCGAACACAUUGCGCAAAAAUUAGAGCAAACAGCGCAGAAGUAUGCUAGAGAACAUAGUCCUCCGAAGUUCAUUGAAAGAAGAGGUGACUAUAAAAGUCAGGAACGCAGAGAGGAAAAACAUCAACAGCAACCGCAGAAGAAACAACAGAAUAAUUACGAAAACUUCAGCGAUAGAGAAAGAAGACCUCAAUCUCAGAGAUACGAGAGGGAAUAUUUUGAAAAGUCGGCUACGUUGGGCUACGACAGGGAGAAGAACUCGGAGAAAAAUCCUGAGAGGAAUAGAAACGUUGAGCGGAUAUCAAGUCGUCGAUUUGAAAGACCGAGACCACCAAGUGUAGAAGCUCCCGAGAGACCAACUGAUCAACGGAAUUUUCGGGAACGCCGGUACUCAGAGAAAGAAGAAAUUUACGGAGAGACCGGCAAAUACAUCCGUGAUGCCCCUAUUGAUAAGGACCGAGGUUAUGAAUCAAACUUCGAGACCAAGUUGGAGAGGGAUAAAAUAAUUGAACGUCAUACUAUUCGAGAUGGAAAUAGUCCUUCAAGGCCUGAUAAAAGUACAUUGGAGAGAAACGAUACAAACAAUAAUACUCUGAAUAAUGAGCGAAAACCUCUUCUUCCGAGGCAGAGCACCGCUAUGGGACAUUUGAUUCAAACUGGCAGGGUCUUCGAUAUGGAAGCGAAGAGUCCAAAGCUGGUGAAAAGAACAAAAUCUUUUUGGAGAUUCAGGCGUGAUUCGGAGGUCCUCGAGGGCAUGGCGCUCUGGCAGCACAGGUCUUUAGUCGACAUUCCUCAGAUGAUCAAGAAGGAGGCGAAGGAUGAAAAAAAUGAAACCAAUGAGUCAUCUAGGAAGUCAAGCUAUGAAGGAAGUCCAAAAACUCAUCGUAGUUUGGAAAAAAAGAACAGUGAUUCCACAAUCACCAACGAGAGAUGUGUCAGUGAACCAAAACCUGCUGAAAGAAUGCAUGUUCCUGAGAAAAUUGAUUACUUCGAAGACUUUCCGACUCCAGCUGAAAGGCCCAAAGUUGUAGAGAGAUCUGAGUACCGACCCAGGCAAGAAGAAAGGACCUAUUUUGUUGGUAACGUAUCUCGGAAGGCUAUUCUCGAGAAUGAAAGAAAACGUAGUUUGGAAGCUAAACGACAUUUGAUUGUCACUGAACUGAAAGAAAACAACGAAGCUAAGCGGAACGAGCGAAGGAAGAAGCCUUAUGGGGAUGAUGAUGAUGGACUCAUUCAGAAUUUUACUGAGACGGAAGCUUCGGAUGAAGAGUCAACUUACAGUUGUAUUGUUGUCAAAGAUCAGGUCACAGAGAAAACUCUUCUUCCACGGACCAAACUUAGGAGAGACAGUGACCGAGAGAGGGGUAGGAACAGAGAUAGGGAGAAGAAUACUUGCGGACCAUGGUACGAUUUGUGGGGAGUCGACUCUUCGGUGAACAAGAAAAAGAAGAAAAAGUAAUCACUGGACGAUGCGAUUCCUUUAUUUAAGUUUUUAUGUUUCUUGGCGACUUAUUUUUUGACUCUUUGGCGUUUUAUGUUUCGCUUUAGUUUUUUUCAUGAAUGACAAUCAGCGGAUAGAAUGCUAAUACAGCCGCUGAAUUUAGUUAUCUGUUUGCAAUCCUGUUUAAGAAAAAUAGGAACUUUGGAAGAUUCACAAAUCUCGUGGGUUUAACAAUGUUCCUUGUUAUUAAGCAGGAAGCAAAUUUAGCGGUGCUAUUUGAUUUAGCUAUUCUUUUUUUCUGUGGCGAAUAGCUAUAUUGCUGCCAGAUUACAUUUUGAUGAAAUGCUUCUUCCACAGAUUGCUUCAAAUUGUUCUCGUUUUAAUAAGCUUAGAUAUAAUAGAGAUCCUCAAUUGCUUGCCGCAUGGAAGGAAAAUACUAUAUUGUUUUCCAUAUCAUCUCCCCCAUAAAUUGCAGUUUAGAGUAGACGUGAGGAUUUUUACGAUAGUAACGAACCUGGAGUUUGCUAAAGUAAACUGUGCUUAUGGUUCUGGGACAACACGGAAUGAAAGUACACAUGUGUCCCAGGAUACUGGGCUUCUGUUUACUCGUUUUGUUCCUCGGUCGCGUUCAGCCUUUCUUUUUCGUUUUCGUUUUGUUAGUUCCGCUCGUCUCUUCCGGCGUUAUAACGUUCGUGUACGUGUCGCUUUUCCUUCGUCUUUUCUUUUUGAGUGUGACACACCUCGGGCCAUGCUCAUUUACUAACCUGGGUUUCUUUCAGGAACAACAUGUUUUCGACCAUCAAGCUGCGAAAAACGAAGACCAACGACCGCUCGGCACCUGCUAUAUCUUGAAACAAGUCUCUGAUCUAGAAAACUCUUUUCAGGCUAAAAAAUAACACCAAACCCCUUUGCCCAUUCAUAUCUAGAUAGUGACAUUUGAGAACUAGAAGAUUCCAUUAUAUUUAAAACCUCGCGAUUUUUAAUUUCGACAGAAAGAGUAUUUGUAAGUAAUCUUUUUCGAACUUUAUAAUCAAAAGAUGAAUCGUUUGGCGUACUUUUGUAAGGACCAGAAUCGACAACAACGCAAAUGUUAGAACUAAUCUCGGAAAUAGGAUCGGGUCAAUCUCUCUCCUUUAAGAAAAAAAGCUUCCACAAACACGAAUCGAAGUCGAACAAUAUCGUAAUUCCUUUCUUAAGUCUAUUCUCGAUCCGUCCAAGGAAAUGUAAUUUCAGGAAAUCGUCCAGUCUUGGUUACAUGUAGUGUUGCCAAUCCAUCAGUUAGAUUGUGGCACGUCUCGGCACGUGUCGAGCAAAGUCACCUCUUGCCAGAGAGCUUUUGAGUCGAACCGCCCAUCCCUAGGACCCAAGAAAAUGAAACUUUCAUCUCAAGGCAGUAAAACGUCUUUACGCUCGUAGUCGUGGCCCCCUCGCGAGGGGCUCGUAAAAUUUCAACUCUUUUUCAGACUUGUACCUUCUCGCGAACUACGUCCAUAGCUUCUUCGGAGAUCCUAUGGCCGUUCUACGACCAAAGUAUCUUCCCGUCCUGCGAGAAUGCACGUCGAAGAAAAUAUACUAUCACUUUCCGGGCGACCGUAAACCGUAAGUGUGGGGAAAGUUGCGUUCGGUUCGAUCAUUUUCCGAACGUGUUUUGCUCUCUCCGUCGACCUUCAUCGUUUUCCCUCGAGAGUUGACCUUCGUUGUCGCCAGAGAGACUGAACAUUUCAAUAUGAGAAAAAGGAAUAUGUCGACGGGAUCUUCCGCCCAAGGAAGUCUUUUAUUCAGUUUAAAAAGUUUUAUUCCAAUAUGAGCAAAUCAUUUGGGUUUGCUGAAGGAACGAGCAGUGUUUGGAAUCAUUUAUUUUUAAGUAUUGUAAAUAUCAAUUCAGUAGUGUAAGGAUGUUCUCUACGUAUACUUCUUUUCAAAUUUGAGUAAUUUUUGAAAUAUACUCAAAAAAAUAUUUUAAGUUAAAGUUGUGGAUUUCAUUAAUUCUUAGAAAUUUUUUGGUAAAUUUUGAGAUUGACUGUACGUAGAGCACAUCCUUAAAUUCCCUUGGAAGUCGAUUCUAAAAUGAACCCAGGCUCUUUUGGAGAAAACUUUCCUCGCAUAGGAUGCAGAAUCUUUUCAUAAUUAAAAAAUACGGUUUAGCUAUGACUAAACUCAAGUCCCAGAAUCUGUUUUAUGAAAUAUAAAAUUGAUAACUGGUUGACUAAAAUGAACUUAGAUUAAACAGGGUGUCUACUAAUUGUCACCCACGAAAUUCUCGGUUUUUUAGCGGUUGGAAAUAACAAAUCUUUUCUUAUGAGGAGCACGAAUAAAAUGCAUUUAAUAUGAGGUUUUUCUGUAUUGUGAGAUAUUAUUAUACUUGAACAAAAUAAAAUGUUUUUAAAAACUCUUAUAUAUUUUUAGCGAAUAAUUAGUUAUUAAUUAUUCAAGAGUAAUUACAAAAAAACUAUUUUUAAACUUUUAUCAUGAUGUUUUAGUCAUGCUUACAUCUGUUUAUAGCAUAGUUAUUGUAAAACUUAUUUAGUAUUAAGAUGAAUAAUUUUUAUAAUAGAUUUUAGCAAUAAGCCUACAAUAAUUAAUUACUAA
Belonocnema kinseyi is the source of this 6663-nucleotide messenger RNA. RefSeq lists its product as uncharacterized. The record is from RefSeq and is a predicted model, not a curated record. Gene Ontology annotation, molecular function: protein binding. The transcript has 14 exons. The coding region runs from base 409 to 4092 and encodes 1227 amino acids. Gene Ontology annotation, biological process: plasma membrane organization; actin crosslink formation; actin filament bundle assembly. Lineage: Eukaryota; Metazoa; Arthropoda; Insecta; Hymenoptera; Cynipidae. Gene Ontology annotation, cellular component: nucleoplasm; cytosol.